Messenger RNA from Microthlaspi erraticum, 1365 nucleotides. The record is from the annotation of a GenBank genome assembly. Lineage: Eukaryota; Viridiplantae; Streptophyta; Magnoliopsida; Brassicales; Brassicaceae.
AUGUUUGAUGAAAGCAAGUUCGAUGAAAGCAAAUUCAAUGUCAAUCUCAAGCUGUGGGCUCUUAGAAUUCCCCGUGAGCUCUGUAAAAGCGUUACUCGCAUACUCAAUGGAUACAUGCUCAACAUGCCACGGAUUAAGCCCAUCAUUGAAGAUCCUACCUGUGAAAAGACUCGUUUGGUGAUAUUAUCCGAAGCUGUUAAAAAUGUUGAUUUGUCUGACAUCCCCGAGGAAAAAGUAAACCAGCUUAAGAAACUAAGUGAAGUUGAAGUAGUUCCUCAUUCAGUCACUCUCGGUUAUUCCUAUUGGAGUGCAGAUCAAAUAUUGAAGCAGAUUUUGCCAGAUGGAGUGGACAUACCUUCAUCUUUCGAAACAAUAGGUCAUAUUGCCCACUUAAAUCUACAUGAUGAGCUCCUUCCAUUCAAAGAUGUUAUAGCAAAGGUUAUCUACGAUAAAAAUUAUCCAAGGAUCAAGACAAUUGUUAACAAAGUCGGGACAAUCUCUAAUGAGUUCCGAGUGCCAAAGUUUGAAGUGUUGGCUGGAGAAAACGGGAUGGAAACAGAAGUAAAGCAAUAUGGGGCAAGAUUCAAGCUGGACUACAGCCUGGUUUAUUGGAAUUCAAGACUGGAGCAUGAGCACAUGCGCCUUUCAUCUCUGUUCAAACCUGGAGAAACCGUGUGUGACAUGUUCGCUGGUAUUGGACCGUUUGCUAUCCCAGCUGCGCAAAAAGGAUGCUUCGUUUAUGCAAAUGAUUUGAAUCCAGACAGUGUUCGGUACCUGAAGAUCAAUGCAAAGUUCAACAAGGUUGAUGAGUUGAUUUGUGUGCACAAUAUGGAUGCUCGGAAAUUUACCUCUCAGUUGAUGUCUGUCUCAACUUGUGAGAAUAAUUUGCAAUCAGUUGCUGAUGACAAAGCAAAGGAAGAAGUCUCAAGCAUAAACGAGCCUCUUGGUGCAAAUAAGAAGCCAUCUAGUGAUUCUGAGACAGAGAAUGGAGUAGGGAAAGACCGGAAGAGUGUCGAAGGAAAUGGAAAUAAGAGGUUGAGACAAACUCUGCUUCCAGUUGCAAAGCCAUGGGAACAUAUCGACCAUGUUAUUAUGAACCUUCCAGCUUCUGCCUUGGAGUUUCUCGAUGCUUUCAGUAAUGUAAUUCAAAGGAGAUAUUGGAAGGGAGCUCUUCCUUUGAUCCAUUGCUAUUGUUUCAUUCGUGCAAGCGAAACCACAGAGACGAUAGUUGCAGAAGCUGAAACUGCAUUAAAGUUCCGUAUAGAAGACCCGGUCUUCCACAAGGUUAGAGAUGUUGCGCCAAACAAGGCCAUGUUUUGCCUAAGUUUUAGACUACCUGAAGCAUGCUUGAUACAAGAAGCCUAA